AUGGUUCUUAUCAGGCAGACAUUGAUUCUCAUUUUCAUUUUUGCCCCAUUUUUCUUCUUCUUCAUAUCUUGUGUUGAGGCAGCUUCAGCUUUAGACCUUGCCCCCACACCCACACCAACACCCAGCCCCACCCCUACCCCCACCCCCACCCCCAGCUCCACCCCCUCCCCUACCCCUACCCCAUCCUCAUCCAUUUCCGAACCCCCUUCACCUGGGCCCUCACCCGAAGGCUCAACCUCUCUGAAACUUGGAUUGAGUGAUAUUGGUAUACAAAACAAGGCAUUGAAGGCAUCUCAGAUAGAAGGGUCGAAACUGGCAAGGAAACAAUUACAAGCAAUCGAACAAAGAAUCGAUGAGUUCAAAGCAAUCCUGACGAAACGACUGGCAGACCCAAAAACAUCCGGGAAGACACAACAGUGCCUAGCACAAUGCGAGGAUAACUUUGAGGAUGCCAUUGAUUCUGUCAAGAUGAGUAUUGAAAGCAUCAACAAGCAAGACCUUCCGAAGGCUAAUGUUGACGUUAGCGCUAUCUCCACAGACGUUGACACGUGUAAUGAUUGCUUCAAGGAGAUGAUUGGUGAGGACAAACAGAUUAAAACGUUUGAUAAUUGGAUACGAGGGGUCACAGGAGAUUGCCUUGAAAAUCUCCAGAAACAUUAA
This is a messenger RNA of Lactuca saligna, 660 nucleotides long. The record is from the annotation of a GenBank genome assembly. NCBI's taxonomy places the organism in Eukaryota, Viridiplantae, Streptophyta, Magnoliopsida, Asterales, Asteraceae.